UAUGCUUCUGUCAGUUCUUGGCAUUAUAGCUUAUAAAUCCCAUUUAGUACAGAAUAACAUAUGAUGUUCGUUAUAUCAGACGGUAUCAACGGUAUCAACUGCUUGUUCUUUUGGCGAAACGAAAGCAAAUUAUACUUCAAUAUGCAGAAUACGGAUGACACCAACAUAGAGUGUACUCUAUCGUUCCAUUUCAGCCUUAAGAAUAUUGAUUUUCCCCUAACAUAUUCAGCACUGUGCCGUUAAUAAACAAUGAUGAUAGUGAUACAAUAGAGGUUAUGAUUUACGUGACAAUUCGGCUAUGCUGCCUGAAGUUACGUAGUCUACCCGAAUACAUCUCGAACUGAAUGGCCUAAACCAGUACAUAUUACUGAUCUUACUGAUGAUAAUAUUAUUGUGAGCCGCAAUUCAAAACAAGAAGGUUAUGAUGGACUGAAGAAAGUAAACUUCCCAGUGCAUCUAAGCAGUACACUUUGAAAUCAUGGGCAUAUGUGGAGGUGAAUCUCUUAAACUUUAGAGUGUGACUUGAAGUCCAGUUUUGCAUGAUGAUGGGUGACGUGGUUGCUUUCUGGGAUGUCCCACUCAGUGAUGGAAUUCAUCACAUUGAAUUUGAGCAUGGAACCACAUCAGGGAAGAGAAUAAUCAGAGUGAAUGGCAAGGAGGUGGUGCAUCGUGAUUGGAUGUUCAAGCUGGUUGGGGAUGAGCUAUUCAGUGUGGGCAGUGCCCGCUGUCUCAUAAAGGUUGAACCUGUUGGAGGUUUCUCAUACUCCUACUCCCUUGAGGUGAAUGGAAAGAGUUAUCAAAGAUUUACUGAAAUACAAAGUAAAGCAAUAAAGACCUGGAUUGUCCAUGUCAGAAAUGAGACAUUUCGAGUUGUUCUGGAAAAAGAUACAUUAGAUGUGUGGGCCAAUGGAAAGAAACUUGAAGUAAUGGGUGAAUUUGUUGAGGAUGGCACUGAGACACACUUCACACUGGGGGAUCUGCCUGCUUACAUCAAGGCAGUGACAAGCGGAAAGCGUCGUGAGGGCAUCAUUCACAGUCUUAUAGUGAAUAACACGAUAAUACCUGAAUCAGAUGAGCGAUAGAGAACAAAUUUGAAUGUGGAACUUUUUUGAGGUCUGACUUUUGCCUCACUGCACUUGCACCCCUCUGUUCUAAGUUCUUGAAGAACUCUGAAGGAUCUUCAUGGACCUCAAAAGUACUUCCUCACUUAGAAAUUCCUAGAAUAAUCCCUAUAUGAAGCAUAUCUUAAAAUACCAAGUUACACAUUUUUAACUUCUGUGUAUCCAAAGUCAUCACAGCAUCAAACUGCAGCUUGCAUUAUUCUUCUUUUAUGUGGAUGACCUUUUCCAAUUAAGGAAACAUCUUGUUUCCAUGCUUCUAAUUUCUUACUCUAACAGACUGCACUCAUCUCAAUCUGUUAAAGGUUAUAGGAUAUCUUUAAUUAACUAUGUACUUCCAGUCUGUUAUCUGACUGCCUGUCAAUGUUCCAGGUCUCAUUCUUGAUCUGUGUCUGACUAAAUCCUUAAUUCUUCCCCUUGAUGUCUCAAAGGAUAAAUUUUCAGCCUUGUUUCAUGCUACAUGUUAUGUUUACCCACAAUAUUUACAUUCUGUAAGGUUUUUACUCCUCUUAACCCCAAUUUCCAAGAAGGAACUGUUACUUUCAGUGUAAAUGACAUCAGAUUUUGUAAUGUAAGAUUUGAGGCUUUCACGGCGGUGACUAUGAAGAAAGCAGUCUUCUGGGCUUUGGCGCCGUGUAUA
Molecule: messenger RNA, 1758 nt
Organism: Cryptotermes secundus
Lineage: Eukaryota; Metazoa; Arthropoda; Insecta; Blattodea; Kalotermitidae
Product: fas apoptotic inhibitory molecule 1
Exons: 6
Coding region: 540-1082 (180 amino acids)
Biological process (GO): canonical NF-kappaB signal transduction; positive regulation of neurogenesis; negative regulation of extrinsic apoptotic signaling pathway via death domain receptors
Source: RefSeq, a predicted model, not a curated record